Eruca vesicaria subsp. sativa (arugula) is the source of this 6128-nucleotide messenger RNA. The record is from the annotation of a GenBank genome assembly. NCBI's taxonomy places the organism in Eukaryota, Viridiplantae, Streptophyta, Magnoliopsida, Brassicales, Brassicaceae.
GAUGAUGUCACUCCUUACUUUACUUGAUUAAAUAAAUGCGGUUUGGGAUUUUGUCGGAGACCUAACUAGGAAAUCCAUCGCCGGGUACCAUAAAUUCAGGGUUCCAGUCAGAGGAUACCCAUGGCUGAUUCACUGUCGGAUCCCAAUGUUUUCAGCGUACGGAUUGUUUCGAUCGACUAUUACAUGGCUUCUCCCAUCCCUGCAUAUGAUAUUUGCUACAGCAGCUUUCAAGGUGGCCAAGUGAAGGAAGUCCCUGUUGUAAGGAUAUAUGGUUCCACACCUGCUGGUCAGAAGACUUGCUUGCACAUUCACCGUGCUUUACCAUAUUUCUAUAUACUAUGCUCCGAUAUUCCACUUGAUCAGCAUAACGGAGUUGAUGGAAUCAUACCUGCGGUAUCACUCGCGUUGGACAAGGCUCUAAAGCUUAAGGGCAGUGCUGCUUCAAAAAGGCAACAUGUUCAUGACUGUGAGAUUGUUAGAGCAAACAAGUUUUAUGGUUACCACUCAGCGGAGGAAGCAUUUCUGAAGAUUAAUCUCUACCAUCCACAAGAUGUGGCUCGCGCUGCCAGUCUUCUUCUGGCAGGUGCUAUUCUUGGUAAAAGUUUGCAACCUUACGAGUCUCAUAUUCCUUUUAUUCUCCAGUUUCUGGUUGACUAUAAUUUGUAUGGAAUGGGUCAUGUGCAUAUAUCAAAGAUGAAGUUCCGUAGUCCAGUGCCUCACCAUUUCCGUCCAAGGAAAUUUGAUUUGGAUGAUUGUGUGGGACAAGGGAUUGACGACGUGGCUAGACAAGGGAUUGACGACGUGGCUAGUACAAAGGUAGGUUCUAGUGCUACUCCAAACGUCAGUUUCCCUGUUUGGAGCUUGUCAACAAUCCCAGGUCAAUGGAUGUGGAAUCUCUCUGAAGAAUCUGAUACACUGUUGAGCCAGAGCCAGCAUAGUCACCAGUACAGACGACAGAGUGUCUGUGAACUUGAGGGAGAUGCUACUAUUAGUGAUAUUCUCAAUCAAAAACUUAAAAUGUACAACUCCCUCUCACAAGCCCAGUCUGAUACUAAGAUGGUUCAGUCGCUUGUGGCAAUUUGGGAGGAGGAGUAUGAAAGGACUGGCGUGCAUGAUGCACCUAUACCUCCUGAUCCUGGAAAACUUUCUGCAGCUGAUGUGCUUAAGACUAUGUCACAUUAUAUUGGGUUUGAGAAUAUGCUAAAAGAAAUGUAUCGCAAAAUUGGCAUGUCUUCGCCUGAUUUGAAGCCUACUGCAGUGUCUUCAGCCGUUUCAGAGAUGCAUGCCAAACCUGAAACUACGGAUCUGCAGGCUUUGAAUCAUAUGGUUGGUACACGGAGUGAUUUUUCUGCAUCAGAAAAGCUUUCUCCACUUGAUGAGAGGGGAGAAGCAUCACUGGAAAAUGAUGCAUAUAUGAAAACACCCACGGACAGAGAUGUACCUGCUAAAAUACAAGGUGCUGAAGCGUUGGGUCUCUUUAAGUGGUUUGCCUCAUCCCAGGCUGCAGAGGACAUAAACUCCGAUGAUGAAAUUCUUCGCGAAACAAUUCUUAGCCCUUUGGUUCCUUUAGCGUCCAUUAACAAGGUUCUUGAAAUGGCUAGUACAGAUUAUGUGAGCCAAUCCCAAAAGGAAUGUCAAGACAUUCUUGAUUCUCAGGGGGGUCAACUAGACUUCGGGAGUUCUACGAAAAGAGCUUUACAUACUAAUCUUGAUAGUCAAGAACCUGCACCUUCAUCAGACAAACAAUCUACUGACACGGAAGUCUCUAGUGAUGUUCCUAAUAUCUCAACUUCAGAUGCAUCAAACGAAAAUUUAUUGCAGAGAUACAAAAAGAGUGAUUUACAUAGUGAAGUGAUGGAGGAUAAGAAUACAAGCUUCUCUAGGAGUAACAAGUCUACCAAGUCUGUAUGGGGGCCUCUACCUGUAUCCGUGACAAAAAAUCUUCAUCAGGACUUUGACAAUACAAAUGCCAGCGCUAAGCUUGAUUUACCAAAUAUUAGUUCCGACCCCAUGAAUGAGAUGGACAAUUUUAAUGUUCCAGUCAAAGAACAUCAAGCAGAUGUUUGUAACACAAUCGAAGAAAGCGUUUUGGCUGGAUAUUCUCUGCGUGACUUGAUGAGGAAAAAACGUGUGGUCCUUGGGGACUCGCCUGGUUCACAACAUAAGAAGUUUAGGAAGGUUCUACCACUGACCACAGUGACUAGAGACUCCGGGGAUGGGAAGAAAAAGGAGUGCAUGGCUAUCUUGAGAUCUGAGGACAAGAAACCACGUCCUGCUCUUUCUGCAGAAGUUAGUGAACGUUACUUUGGCGAUGCUCAUCAAAAUUUAUCUCCAACAGAUGCAGAAAAUUGUGAGUUUAAUAUAUCCACUCAGUCAUCUGAACUUCAAUCUGUUGAUAGAUGUUCGGCUAAAGAGACAGCAGGUCAAGACAGUGAUGAACCUUCGAGGAAAUUUUCAUCUGCCAAUGUUCCACUUGGUAAGGAUUCACAAACUGUGGAAUCGGGAAUCUUGGUGUCUAGCAAUAAGCUUGUUGGGGUUGAUAUAAAUAAUGUCCAAAAAUCUGGGGAUGAGCAAGAGUCAACUGUCAAUGUAACUGUUGAGACAGGUAGAUUAAUAUGCCUAACCUUAAGCAAGAAGCCUUCUUCACUUGAUUGCCUAAGUGCUGGACUGCAGGAUUCUACACGUGAUGGAUAUGAGGGGAAUUCCAAGGAGAUCCCAUUUUUUUCCUUGGAGGACACCGAAGACAACGAAAAGAAACACAUUUUCCAAGGAGCUUCUCCUGGUAUUCCCUUGCAUCAUCUCAGUGACGGCUCAAACCUAUACCUAAUGACCCCUGCCUUUUCACCCCCUCCUUUGGAUUCUGUUUCACAAUGGAUAUCGAAUAACACAGGUCUAGGGGACUCUAAUAUUGAUUCAGAAAAACAACCACUAGGAGAGGAUCAUAUUGAUUGCAGGACAGGUUUCACUGCAUCUAAUGUGAUGUCUGUGUCUGAGCACGUGGAGCAGUAUGAUAACGUUUCUGUGAAUUCAGAAUCAAAUGCUUACACGGAGUCUGAGAUAAAUCUGAAAGGAAAAGGAAAGUUUCUUAACCUUAAUUUGCAGACCACUGGUUCACAAGAGCUGUCUCAGAUUUCUGGUCCUGAUGGGAAAUCAGGGCCUACUCCCUUAAGUCAAAUUGGAUUCCGAGAUCCUGCUAGCAUGGGGGCUGGGCAACAGCUAACAGUGCUGAGUAUAGAGGUUCAUGCAGAGUCUAGAGGGGACCUUCGACCUGAUCCACGAUUUGACUCUGUGAAUGUCAUAGCUCUCGUUGUGCAGAAUGAUGAUAAUAUUGCAGCUGAAGUAUUCGUACUUUUAUUUAGUCCAGAUAUCAUUUCUCAGAGAAAUGUUGAUGGCCUAUCUGGAUGCAAGUUGUGCUUCUUCCUUGAAGAGAAGAAACUAUUCAGUUAUUUUACUGAGACUGUAUGUAAAUGGGAUCCAGAUAUUCUUGUGGGCUGGGAUAUACAGGGUGGAUCCCUUGGUUUUCUAGCUGAAAGGGCUGCACAGCUUGGUAUAAGAUUUCUUGAUAAUAUAUCUAGGACACCAUCUCCAACCACGAGAAAUGAUUCAGAUAAUGUGAAAAAUUUUGGUAGUAGUCUGCAGCCAAAUCGGUUGGAAGCCGGUCCUGAUCAAGUGGAAGAAGUGGUGAUUGAGGACGAAUGGGGCCGCACACAUGCUAGUGGUGUUCAUGUUGGAGGUAGAAUUGUUCUCAAUGCAUGGCGUUUGAUCCGUGGGGAGGUGAAACUCAACAUGUACACUAUUGAAGCUGUGUCGGAGGCUGUUUUGCGACAGAAGAUUCCAUCAAUCCCCUAUGAAGUAUUGACACAGUGGUUCUCAAGCGGUCCUGCACGUGCAAGAUAUCGAUGCAUAGAGUAUGUGAUACUCCGAGCAAAUUUGACGCUUGAGAUAAUGAGCCAACUUGACAUGAUAAAUCGCACGUCAGAGCUUGCUCGUGUUUUUGGCAUCGACUUUUUCUCAGUUCUCUCCCGAGGUUCCCAGUACAGAGUGGAAUCCAUGCUUCUGAGAUUAGCACACACACAAAAUUAUCUUGCUAUUUCUCCAGGAAACCAACAGGUUGCUUCUCAGCCAGCUAUGCAGUGUGUACCUCUUGUGAUGGAACCAGAAUCUGCCUUCUACGAUGAUCCUGUUAUUGUGUUGGACUUUCAAUCUCUUUACCCUUCUAUGAUUAUAGCAUAUAAUCUGUGCUUUUGUACAUGCCUCGGAAAACCUGCACAUUUGAAGACGAACACCCUUGGGGUCAGCUCAUACUCUCUAGAUCUUGAUGUUCUUCGGGAUUUUAAUCAGAUCCUGCAGACCCCAAACAGUGUUAUGUACGUGCCACCAGAGGUUCGCAGAGGAAUACUGCCAAGGCUGCUGGAGGAAAUUCUAUCUACAAGAAUAAUGGUGAAAAAAGCAAUGAAAAAUUUGACUCCUUCAGAAGCAGUGCUUGGUCGGAUAUUUAAUGCGAGGCAGCUUGCUUUAAAGCUGAUAGCAAAUGUGACAUAUGGCUAUGCUGCUGCUGGCUUCAGUGGUCGAAUGCCUUGUGCGGAGCUGGCAGAUAGUAUCGUGCAGUGUGGUCGUAGCACACUUGAGAAGGCUAUUUCGUUCGUCAAUGCCAAUGAGAAUUGGAACGCUAGAGUUGUAUAUGGCGACACAGAUAGUAUGUUUGUCCUCCUCAAAGGACGAACAGUUAAAGAAGCUUUUGAAGUCGGACAAGAGAUUGCAUCUGGAAUCACUGAAAUGAAUCCGUACCCAGUCACUCUAAAGAUGGAGAAAGUCUAUCAACCUUGUUUCCUUCUUACGAAGAAGCGCUACGUUGGGUACAGUUAUGAGAGUCCCGAUCAGAACAAGCCUACAUUUGAUGCAAAAGGUAUUGAAACGGUUCGAAGAGACACUUGUGAAGCUGUUACAAAAACUAUGGAGCAGUCAUUGAGACUCUUCUUUGAAAAGAAGGACAUCUCUAUGGUUAAGUCGUACUUGUAUAGACAGUGGAAACGUAUACUACAAGGGAGAAUGUCUCUUCAAGAUUUUGUCUUUGCAAAAGAAGUUCGGUUGGGGACUUAUAGCACAAGCGACUCUUCACUCCUUCCUCCAGCAGCUAUUGUGGCAACCAAAGCAAUGAGAGCAGACCCUCGGACAGAGCCACGCUAUGCUGAACGAGUGCCUUAUGUUGUGAUCCAUGGGGAGCCAGGAGCUCGACUUGUUGAUAUGGUGGUGGACCCACUGGUUCUUUUCGACAUCGAUUCGCCUUACCGAUUAAAUGACUUAUACUACAUCAACAAACAAAUUAUACCAGCUUUGCAAAGGGUGUUUGGGCUUGUAGGUGCAGACUUAAACCAAUGGUUUUUGGAGAUGCCACGUCCCACCAGAAGCUCCCUUGGUCAACGUCCCUUAAACUCUAGAAACUCGCACAAAACUAGAAUUGAUUAUUUUUAUCUCUCAAAACACUGCCUCUUGUGUGGGGAAGUUGUUCAGGAAUCUGCUCAGCUAUGCAAUCGGUGCCUAAAAAAUGGUGGUGCUGCUGCAACCAUUGCUUGGAAGACUUCAAAAUUGGAGAGAGAGAUGCAACACUUAGCCACGAUAUGCAGACACUGUGGUGGUGGAGACUGGGUGGUGCAAUGUGGAGUGAAAUGCAAUUCCCUUGCGUGCUCAGUCUUUUACGAGAGGCGGAAAGUUCAGAAGGAGCUUCGUGGACUCUCAUCCAUUGCUACUGAGAGUGAGCUUUACCCUAAAUGCAUGGCUGAGUGGUUCUGACUUUGUCGCAUGAGUUGAGGUAUUUUACUAGGGUCGUUCAGCACCUCGGGGUUUUUUUUUUUGUUUUUUUGCACCACGAAGUUGGGUUCUUAUAGUUUAUAUGUUGUGAUCAAAGAAGCAUUUUCGUAAAGACUUGUGGACAUGAAUGUAUAGGUAGCCCUGUCACAGUACAGAACACCCGCUCACCACUUUGUUCAUUGAGCAAUGUAAAUCUGUGUUGUGCAAGUCCUGAGCCUUGUUCGGAAUUGCCCUAAGCGCACUGCAUGCAGCACACUUUGGUCAAUGAGUUAAUAGAAAAUGAGGAAAAAAUUAAUUCGAAGAUAUUUUUUAAACUCAGG